Molecule: messenger RNA, 1221 nt
Organism: Wallemia ichthyophaga EXF-994
Lineage: Eukaryota; Fungi; Basidiomycota; Wallemiomycetes; Wallemiales; Wallemiaceae
Product: Ribonucleoside-diphosphate reductase small chain
Exons: 2
Coding region: 1-1221 (406 amino acids)
Biological process (GO): deoxyribonucleotide biosynthetic process
Molecular function (GO): oxidoreductase activity
Source: RefSeq, a predicted model, not a curated record
AUGUCAAGCGUAGAUCAAAACCAGCCAAUCCACACACUAUCAAACCAAAUGGAUUCAAAGCUGAACGUGUCUAAUCCUAAAAAACCCUCUUUUGGUGAACAAUCCAACAAGAAUCACGCUGAAACACCCACAAACACCGCCACAGACACACCAAUCGACGCUAACAACCUCAACCUAGACAACCUCUCGGCUGAAGAACUCCGUGGCAAAUACUUUGUCGGCGACGUCAACUGCAAAGAAGAAGACGAACCUCUUCUCAAGGAAAACCCAAGAAGAUUCGUUCUUUUCCCAAUCCAAUACACUGAAAUCUGGCAAUUCUAUAAGAAGGCUGAGGCUUCCUUCUGGACUGCAGAGGAAAUGGACUUAUCCAAAGACAUCACUGACUGGACAAACAAGAUCAACAAAGACGAAAAGCACUUCAUUAGUCAUGUUCUUGCUUUCUUCGCUGCCUCUGAUGGCAUCGUAAAUGAAAAUUUACUUGAAAGAUUUUCCGGUGAAGUUCAACUCGCUGAAGCAAGAUGUUUCUAUGGUUUCCAAAUCAUGAUGGAAAACAUUCACAGUGAAACCUACUCACUCCUGAUCGAUACUUACAUACCUGAACCUGAACAACGUGAUUUCUUGUUCAACGCAAUUGAAACAAUCCCUUGCAUUAAAAGGAAAGCUGAUUGGGCUGUCAAGUGGAUUAAUGACGAUAAAGCUACAUUUGGUGAAAGGUUAAUUGCAUUUGCUGCUGUUGAAGGAAUUUUCUUUAGUGGCUCCUUUGCAUCCAUUUUCUGGUUAAAAAAGAGAGGUUUGAUGCCAGGAUUGACAUUCUCGAAUGAGUUAAUAUCACGUGAUGAAGGCUUGCAUACUGAAUUCGCUUGCUUGCUCUUUGGACAUCUCAACCGUCGACCACAUCCAAAGGUCGUCGAGAAGAUCAUCGUUGAAGCAGUUGGAAUUGAGCAGGAGUUCUUAUCAGAUGCCCUCCCUGUAGCGCUGAUAGGUAUGAACGCAAAGUUAAUGUGUCAGUAUAUCGAGUUCUGCGCUGAUAGGCUGUUGGUGUCAUUGGGUAAUGACAAGUACUACAACUCAACAAACCCAUUCGACUUUAUGGAAAUGAUCUCACUUCAAGGCAAGACCAACUUCUUUGAGAAGAGAGUGUCAGAUUAUGCAAAGGCAGGUGUUAAAGCGGACGAAACAGCAGGUAAAGGUAAGGAGUUUACGCUCGACGCAGACUUCUAG